UUAUUUAUUUAUUUGAGGGCCCAGUCAAACUUGACUAGAAAAGAAGACCGGGUCGAGGAGUUUGGGUGAUCCCGUGACGUGCAGCCGGCCCGGCCAAUCGAAGACUCACGAGAGGGGGAGGGCGGAAGUGACGCCAACAUAUCCCUCCGCAGGGCAGGAGGGUCGGUGGGGGGAGUCGGCUUCUCUUUCCCCCGCGCCAGCUCCCGUAUACGGAGCCACAUUCCUUGGCCCCCCCCACCCCCCUCCCCCGGGGCCCUCCCGCCCCCCCAGGGGAAAAAAAACAACCCCAUAUCACUCGGGCCCUAGGGGGGUUUCCUUUCCCCGUCGGGGAGCCGAGGCUUGGCCAGUCUCUCUUCCUCCUCUCCCUCUCCCCCUCCCCCUGUACUACCGUCCCCUCCCACCCCCUUCUCCCAGCGACGGGGUGUAAGGUCCCUUUAAGGCGACGGCGCCUUACUCAAGUCAGACAAGCGGCGGCGGCGACCACGGGAGGAGCAUGGCAGAUACCGACCUGUUUAUGGAAUGUGAGGAAGAGGAGCUGGAGCCAUGGCAGAAAAUCAGUGAUGUGAUUGAGGAUUCUGUGGUUGAAGAUUAUAAUUCAGUGGAUAAAACAGCUACAGUUUCUGUGAGCCUGCAGCCAGUCUCAGCUCCAGUGCCCAUCGUUGCCCAUGCUUCUGUUGGUGGGCACCUCUCUACAUCCACCACCGUUAGUAGCAGCGGAGUACAGAACAGCGACAGUGCCAAGAAGACGCUUGUCACACUAAUUGCCAAUAACAAUGGUCCAACACUAUACCACAAUACCUCCCUCAGAGAUCUCCACGUGAAGCCACCAUUGCUGCCUCCCAGCAAUCCUGUAAUCAGAAACCACUGGUACUCCUACCCCACAGCAGGCAAUCCUUUGGUUCAGCAAGGUGGACAACCACUCAUCCUGACACAGAAUCCAGCCUCAGGUCUGAGCACCAUGGUCACUCAACCAGUAUUGAGGCCUGUCCAGGUCAUGCAGAAUGCCAACCACGUUACUAAUUCCCCUGUGACCUCGCAACCCAUAUUCAUCACUACACAGGGAUUUCCUGUAAGGAAUGUUCGGCCUGUACAAAAUACAAUGAAUCAGGUUGGAAUAGUGUUGAAUGUACAGCAAGGCCAAACAGUUAGACCAAUUACACUAGUCCCAGCUCCAGGUACCCAGUUUGUUAAACCCACAGUUGGCGUCCCUCAGGUGUUCUCUCAGAUGACACAGGUGAGGCCCGGCUCCACGAUGCCUGUGAGGCCCACCACCAACACCUUUACCACGGUCAUCCCAGCCACCCUCACCAUCCGCAGCACCGUCCCGCAGUCCCAGUCUCAGCAGACCAAGUCCACUCCCAGCACCUCAACCACUCCCACUGCCACGCAGCCGACCUCGCUGGGGCAGUUGGCUGUACAGCCACCGAGCCAGUCCAGCCAGGCCCCGAAUCCCAAGCUAGUGAGCAUUGCCAGCUUUGUCACUGUCAAGCGACCUGGGGUGACAGGUGAGAAUAGCAAUGAGGUGGCCAAGCUGGUGAAUACCCUCAACACCAUCCCUUCCCUGGGCCAGAGCCCUGGGCCAGUGGUGGUGUCCAACAACAGCCCUGCCCACAGCUCUCAGAGAAGCAGCGGACCUGAGUCAUCAGCAAUGAAAGUGACUUCUCCAAUACCAACAUUUGACCUCCAGGAUGGUGGCCGGAAAGUCUGCCCACGCUGUAAUUCCCAGUUCCGUGUCACUGAAGCUCUGAGAGGCCACAUGUGUUACUGCUGCCCAGACUUGGUUGAUUUCCUGAAGAAAGGAAAACCUCUUGAUUCAGAGCCCAGUAUCACGUCAGCAACAAAGCCACCAUCCCCAGAGAAGACCGCUCCCAUGCCCUCCACACCAUCUACACCUGCUCCUACCCUGUCGCCACCUGCCAAGGCCCCUGAACCCAUGGAGAAUUCAGGUGAUGUCACUCAGAGCAAGCUCAUCAUGUUAGUGGAUGACUUCUAUUAUGGACGGGACAGCGGCAAAGUGAGCCAGCUCCUCAAUUUUCCUAAGGUGCCCACGUCCUUUCGAUGCCCACACUGCACGAAAAGGCUUAAAAACAAUAUCCGGUUCAUGAACCACAUGAAGCACCAUGUGGAGCUGGACCAGCAGAACGGGGAGGUGGAUGUCCACACCAUCUGCCAGCACUGCUACCGCCAGUUCUCCACUCCUUUCCAGCUUCAGUGCCACCUGGAAAAUGUUCACAGUCCCUACGAGUCUACCACUAAGUGCAAGAUUUGUGAGUGGGCCUUUGAGAGUGAGCCCUUGUUCCUCCAGCACAUGAAGGACACCCACAAACCCGGGGAGAUGCCUUACGUUUGCCAGGUGUGUCAGUACCGCUCUUCCCUGUACUCAGAGGUAGAUGGUCAUUUUCGCAUGAUCCAUGAGGAUACCCGGCAUCUGCUCUGCCCCUACUGUCUGAAGGUCUUCAAAAAUGGCAAUGCAUUCCAGCAACAUUUCAUGAGGCACCAGAAGAAGAGUGUCUAUCACUGUAAUAAAUGCCGGCUGCAGUUUCUGUUUGCCAAGGACAAAAUAGAGCACAAACUUCAGCAUCACAAAACCUUCCGCAAGCCCAAACAGCUGGAAGGCCUGAAACCAGGCACCAAGGUGACCAUCCGGGCAUCCCGAGGACAGCCACGAAUACUGCCUGUCUCCUCAAAUGAUGCACCACCUAAUGCCUUGCAAGAUGCUGCCCCCCUGUCUACCCCAGCAGACCCUCUUCCCAUCUUCCUUUAUCCCCCUGUCCAGCGAAGCAUCCAGAAGAAAGCUGUCAAGAAAAUGAGUGUCAUGGGCCGGCAAACGUGCCUGGAGUGCAGCUUUGAGAUCCCUGAUUUCCCCAAUCAUUUCCCUACCUAUGUCCACUGCUCCCUGUGUCGCUAUAGCACCUGCUGCUCCAGAGCAUAUGCCAACCACAUGAUCAACAAUCAUGUUCCACGGAAGAGCCCCAAGUACUUGGCCUUGUUUAAGAACUCCACUGUCAGUGGGAUCAAACUGGCCUGUACUUCCUGCGUUUUUGUUACUUCUGUGGGAGAUGCCAUGGCUAAACAUCUGGUCUUCAAUCCAUCACAUCAAUCCAGCAAUAUCCUACCACGAGGACUGACUUGGAUAUCCCACUCUAGGCAUGGCCAGGCCCAUGAUCGGGGUAUAAAAAACACCUACCCUUCUGCUUUCCCCCACAACAAAAUUUCCACUGUGAAACCCGUGGGCACCCCCCCUGAGUGUGGGGAACCACCUGUAUCCCAGGCCCAGCUGCUUUCAGCAUCAUCUCCACUUCUCCCUCCGGGAGCCUCUGGCUGUCCCCAGACUCCAGCAUCCCUUCUGCAUGGAGAGGGGGCUGAGUGCCUGAGUCUUGAUGAGCAAGAUGAAGGAGCCCUAGCUCUGUCGGACCCCGAGCCAACAGCAGCCGGGGGCCUCAGCGGAGCCGGCAAGAAGGAACAGCUGUCGGUCAAGAAGCUGCGAGUGGUACUGUUUGCCUUAUGCUGCAAUACUGAGCAGGCAGCCGAGCAUUUCCGCAACCCACAGCGGCGUAUCCGGCGUUGGCUGCGGCGCUUUCAGGCCUCCCAAGGAGAGAAUCUGGAGGGCAAGUAUCUGAGUUUAGAAGCCGAGGAGAAGUUGGCCGAAUGGGUCCUGACACAGCGGGAACAGCAGCUUCCUGUCAAUGAGGAAACACUCUUCCAGAAGGCCACCAAAAUCGGGCGGUCGCUGGAGGGCGGCUUCAAGAUCUCCUAUGAGUGGGCAGUGAGGUUCAUGCUUCGGCACCACCUGACCCCUCAUGCCCGGAGGGCCGUGGCUCACACCCUACCCAAGGAAGUGGCAGAAAAUGCUGGACUCUUCAUUGAGUUUGUGCAGCGGCAAAUCCAUACCCAGGACCUGCCUCUUUCUAUGAUCGUGGCCAUCGAUGAGAUCUCCCUCUUCCUGGACGCCGAAGUGCUGAGCAGCGAUGAUCGGAAGGAAAACGCCCUGCAGACAGUGGGCACCGGGGAGCCUUGGUGCGACGUCGUGCUGUCCAUCCUGGCGGACGGCACCGUCCUUCCCACCCUGGUCUUCUACAGGGGGCAGAUGGAGCAGCCCACCAACGUGCCAGAGUCUAUCCUGCUGGAGGCCAAAGAGAGUGGCUACAGCGAUGAUGAGAUCAUGGAGCUGUGGUCCUCGAGGGUGUGGCAGAAGCACACGGCCUGCCAGCGCAGCAAGGGCAUGUUGGUGAUGGACUGCCAUCGCACCCACCUGUCCGAGGAGGUGCUGUCCAUGCUCAGCUCCUACAGCACCCUCCCGGCCGUGGUGCCCGCGGGUUGUAGCUCCAAGAUCCAGCCUUUGGACGUGUGCAUCAAAAGGACUGUCAAGAACUUCAUACACAAGAAGUGGAAAGAGCAGGCCCGAGAGAUGGCAGAUGGCACGUGUGACUCUGACAUCCUCCUUCAGCUGGUGCUUUGUUGGCUGGCAGAGGUGCUGGAGGUCAUCGCAGACUGCCCAGAGUUAGUCCAGCAGUCCUUCUUGGUGGCCAGUGUCCUGCCUGGCCCCGAUGGCACUGCUAACUCACCUACCCGCAACGCUGACAUGCAGGAGGAGCUGAUUACCUCCCUGGAGGAGCAGCUGAAACUGAGCGGGGAGCAGACUGAGGAGGAGCCUGCAGCCUCCACACCCCAAUCCAGACCAUCCCCUGAAGAGGUAAUUGAACCUGAGAGCCUUCACCAGCUCUUUGAAGGUGAAAGUGAGACAGAGUCUUUCUAUGGCUUUGAAGAGGCUGAUCUGGAUUUGAUGGAAGUCUGAAGGGUAGACUCCUGGGGAGGGGAGGAGUAGGCAAGGGGGUGGGGGGAAAUGAGGUACAAGGCGGGAUGGGAACUUUGGUUUUUUAAGUUUUUUUUGCCACCCCCUUGUGUUGGUUCAUACUUCCCUUUGAAUUAAAGGAAAUUAAUGGAUCAUGUCUGAGCUGAGGAGCUGGCCAGAGGCUGUUCAGCUUCUGCAGGAGGGGUUUUCAUGACUUUUUUUUAAAAAAUAAAAUCACUGUGUUUGGUAUUUUUCCAACGAAACAUAAGAAAAAGAAAAAAAAAAAAUCCACCAUGAGUGAAUGAUUUUUUUUUUUUUUUGGGUUUCCCCUUACCUCAACUGUAUCAUUGUUUUUUGUUUUUUUUUAAUUGUGCGGCUGAUGUCUUUGGGCAUGAUACUAUCUAACCAUUGUUAACGUAAGACCAUUUCUGAAGAUGGGAAAAGAUAAAAAUAUGUAGCUGACAAACUGGUAUAUGUAUAUGUGUAUACACAUAUACAUAAAAAUCUUUUUUUUUUUCCAUUGUGGUCUUAACAUUUUUUAUAUACAAAAGGGAAAAAAGAUGUUUAAAAAAAAUCACCAGACUCAUCUCCACCUCCAUCUUCUUUUUCCUUUCCUCCCCAGAGAUAAUUGGUUUCUGCUGUGAUCCUACAUUUAAAAUUGUGGCUUUAAAAAUGUGUGAAACCGUCUCUAAGUAUCCAAAAUACUUUUUGGAUUUUUAAAAGUAAUUUUCCACAGAAAGUAAAUAAGCUCUGGCUUUUGUGAAUACUUGACUCCCUUUCCCCAUCCUUGUCCCUCUGCUCCUCCCCUAUCUUGAUGAGAUUCAUCUUAUUUCUAGAGAUUGGGAGCCUGGAGUAAACAAAGUAACUGAAGGCUUAGGCACACAGUAGGGCAUGGGAUCCUCUCCACCUUCCCACUGUGUGCUGGUCUGUAUCUUGCCAGUGCCCUUAGGAAGAGGGAGGGUCCUAGGGUAGGAAGGAAAGCCCAAGCCUGCUCAGGAGAAUUGUGUGCACCAUAGCCAGGAGAUAUAGUUGUACAGGCCAUGGUCAACCUUUAAAAAUUUUUUUUAAAAAUGUAAAAACAAAAAAAUAAAAAUUUAAAAAAAACAUAGCCAAUUCCCUUGUUUUUUGUGUGGCCUUGCCACACUUUCCCUAGAGCUAGAGAGAAGAACCCAACCCGGAGACAAGAUAGACUGGGGUGUGCACAGACAUUGUAUCUUUUUAUUUUUCACUGCCAGCUUCAAAGAAGGAAAAAAGGAAAAAAACCAGAAUUUUUCUACAAUUUGCAUGUUUGAGGGUUGUUUUUUUUUUAUUGUAUGUACUUAAGAUAUAAACGGAAAUAAAUGCAUUUUGACAUAACAGCAACGAGGAAAAAAAAAACACCACCAGCCCACCUUGCCCACGGCUACGCUUGUUUGUCCAUCCUGAGGUUUUUAGCAACUUUCCCUCCAGGGAGCCGGGAGGCAGUGUGCACAGACCUGUAAAUGAUUCGUCUUUAAAUUGUACAUAAGUGGAACAUUUAAUAAAACCAGGGAAAAUGGAUUUAUAAACAAA
This is a messenger RNA of Antechinus flavipes (yellow-footed antechinus), 6343 nucleotides long. RefSeq names its product pogo transposable element derived with ZNF domain (gene POGZ). The coding region runs from base 494 to 4795 and encodes 1433 amino acids. Gene Ontology annotation, biological process: regulation of DNA-templated transcription. The record is from RefSeq and is a predicted model, not a curated record. The transcript is spliced from 20 exons. Gene Ontology annotation, molecular function: RNA polymerase II cis-regulatory region sequence-specific DNA binding; DNA-binding transcription factor activity, RNA polymerase II-specific. NCBI's taxonomy places the organism in Eukaryota, Metazoa, Chordata, Mammalia, Dasyuromorphia, Dasyuridae.